AUGGUUAUUACUCUGCGAUGUGUGUUUCUGUGGCUUCUUAUUUGCCCAGCUGUGUUUGCACGAUGCUCCAAAGAACUGGAGUCUAAAAGAACACGAGAAAUCAUCCAGAAACUCUGCAGCCUGGGUAAAACGCGACCUGUGAGAUGUCAGACCGAGGCGGAAAAUAUGAACCUCCAAAGUCCAAAAUUCCCGAAACAGGAGGAGAGCAGGCUGCUGGUGUUGGAAAUGUCAUUUCGGAUUGUCUCUGAUCUCCUGCUGAAGAACGCGUCCACCGAGUGGAAGUCCAGUGAGCUGCAGCACUUACAGGAUUCACUCGGACAGCAGAGACAAUUCUACACAGCAUGUGUUCCGGUUGCCAGCUCUGCUCCUGCUGAAGUGGAAAAGUGGAGCGCUUUUUGGAGCAGUCUGGCUGAUUUUCUGUCAGAAAAGAGUUUCAGCUCGUGCGCGUGGGAAAGCGCGCGCCCUGUCAUUCUACAGGUCAUGCGCAGUUUCUACAGAUCCACUACAAAAUCCCCAAGACCCAUCAGAAGCUGUUAAUGUCUACUGUCACAAUGUUAUUUAUUUAUUUAUUUGUUAGUUAGUUUAUUUGUUUAUUUAUUUAUUUGUUUAUUUAUUGAUUCAUUCAUGGUACAGAAUCAGUCUUACGUACAGCAUGAUAAUAAUCAUCAUAUAACCACUAAUAAAUGUUUUCACAAUC
This is a messenger RNA of Pangasianodon hypophthalmus (striped catfish), 697 nucleotides long. RefSeq names its product interferon tau-like. Gene Ontology annotation, biological process: defense response. Bases 1 to 537 code for a protein of 178 amino acids. The record is from RefSeq and is a predicted model, not a curated record. Gene Ontology annotation, molecular function: cytokine receptor binding. NCBI's taxonomy places the organism in Eukaryota, Metazoa, Chordata, Actinopteri, Siluriformes, Pangasiidae. Gene Ontology annotation, cellular component: extracellular region. The transcript is spliced from 5 exons.